This is a messenger RNA of Branchiostoma floridae (Florida lancelet), 1484 nucleotides long. RefSeq lists its product as uncharacterized. The coding region runs from base 80 to 637 and encodes 185 amino acids. The transcript has 4 exons. Gene Ontology annotation, cellular component: trans-Golgi network. The record is from RefSeq and is a predicted model, not a curated record. Lineage: Eukaryota; Metazoa; Chordata; Leptocardii; Amphioxiformes; Branchiostomatidae.
UGAUAGGCACGCCCCUUUUCCAAGGUCAGAAGCGAACCAGCCUUUUUUUACAAAACAACAACUGUCCAGUACUGUGAAAAUGGCUCCUCUAACACGUCUGACAGUACUAGCAGCCCUGCUAGGAUGUGCGAUGUCUACCAUGCCUAUUUCUGACAUUACCCGCUGCCAGUAUACUGGUAUGGACGGCCACAUGUAUGACCUGUCCCCGCUAAGAAAUGGGAACUACAUGUUCUCUGCUGAUGCCUACGAGAUUGACAGUUACAACAUCUACUCUCCCAAGGGAAGUGCAGCCGACCCGCUGACGUAUAAGUACUACCUGAACGUGUGUGCUAACGUCAGUCACGCCCCCAGCGCCUGCAAAAAAACUGCACCAAUACUGAGGGUCAAUCCGGAUGGAACCUGCACAGCUUUGGGCAACAUCAACGCUGCAAUCUUUGAUGCAAGCCCUGGUGCUGACGGUGUGUACCUGUCCUAUUACCAUGGCGACCCGUCCGGGGGGUCCCGCGUGUUCCACUACCAGUCCAGUGUGUUCUUCGUGUGUGACAACAGCACAGACAUCACAGGCCCGACAUUCGAACACCAGAGCAGCUGCUAUCACAGCCACUUCAGGGUCCUUACCAAACACGCUUGCAAGUGAUUAAUCUCCAAGCUGAUCCUUCCUUCUACGCAGGUACAUCCAACUGCGAAACCGCCUGUCUGGAUGUACCCUGCUUUCUCAACGGUCACCCUCAGUUCCUGUCCGGCGCCCUAUUGAUUGAGGUUUAAAUGAGAUUAGUAAUACCCUUAUAUGUGCGAGAACCCCUUUUGAAAACUGAAAGGCCCAUUCUCUGAUUGGCUGACAGCUGGUUUUUUUUUGGGGGGGGGGGCGUCCACAGGAUCUAAGAGUGACGGUUGAGAAAGCAGGGUACAUCCAGACAGGCGGUUUCGCAGUUGGAUGUCCCUAGCUGCGAAGGAUGAGCAGAUCCUACGGUAGUAUAAGAUAGUAUCAAAAGCUGCCAGAGGAGUGAAGCUGGCCUAGAAGUGUGUUUGGCUACCGGAGGCUGAUGACUCCCUUAGACCAGUUGUACUCCUUAGCCAGCUUUGAUACUAUCUUAUGCCACUGUUAAAUCUGCCAGGAAACUAGCAAGUGAUAACAGCCAGCCUCCACCAGGUCUUCCUAUGGGAGUACGGGGAUCGUUGAAUUCAGCAAAAAAUUAGUAAAUUGGUCAGGGGAGUCAGUCCACGCUGAUAUAAUGAUAUCGCACGUCUACAUCUGCAAACGUAUCACAUGGCUACACCCCCUCUCCAACAGAGAUGUCGUCCUAACAUUGAUAACACAGUAUACGUAAGAUAAGAACAAUAACAGCUCUUAAAAACCCUUGUCCUGCUGAAAAAAUUGCCAGCAGGACAAGCGGUAUGUACUGGAAACAAAUUAUGGAACUUUCAAAAAUACAUACUAGUAGUUGUUUUAGUAACAUGCAAAGUAAACGAUAUCUUCUAUUGUA